Perca flavescens (yellow perch) is the source of this 435-nucleotide messenger RNA. It is a transcript of the gene cox7b, whose product is annotated as cytochrome c oxidase subunit 7B. The transcript is spliced from 3 exons. The record is from RefSeq and is a predicted model, not a curated record. Gene Ontology annotation, biological process: mitochondrial electron transport, cytochrome c to oxygen. Lineage: Eukaryota; Metazoa; Chordata; Actinopteri; Perciformes; Percidae. Bases 71 to 307 code for a protein of 78 amino acids.
CUACGUGUGGCGGCCAUAUUUAUUACACUUCCGUUCUUCAAGGGUAUCUGAAGGCACCAAGCUACACAACAUGUACAGGUUUGCUAAAGCUGCAGUCAACAUCAGCGGUCAGGCCGCCAGGCAGGUGAGGCAUGGAUCCUCCGCCCCCCAGGACUUCCACGCCAAGUACGGCAACGGUGUGAUUGCUGGUGGCGUGGUCUUCUGCGUUGCUGUGUGGUCAUACGUGUUGACUCAGACUGGCAUCACCUGGAAUCUGUCACCUGUUGGGAAGGUCAUGCCCAAAGCGUGGAGGGAGGCCGACGAGUAAAGAGCUGCCAUGACAGACCUGCAUCCCACCUAAUAAACCUUCUGGUUGUACAGAUGAAUAACAAUGAAUGCCUGUGUUUAUUCCAACAUGUUACUUUGUCCAAAUAAAUUAAGUGUGAUUCCACUGGU